Lecanosticta acicola is the source of this 4730-nucleotide messenger RNA. The record is from the annotation of a GenBank genome assembly. NCBI's taxonomy places the organism in Eukaryota, Fungi, Ascomycota, Dothideomycetes, Mycosphaerellales, Mycosphaerellaceae.
AUGGACCAUAAUCGAGGGGACGUCCCCGCUAUCACUCUGACGGAUGCCUCGCCUGCGCAAUCGCCCACCAAGGACUACAGCAGCACGUUUAGCGACAGCAUCCAUUCGAGAGUCUUGCCCGCGCGGCCUGGCACGCCGGGCAGCAGGAGCGGUCAUGGUACGUUGUCACUCACCUACCAAUGGAUAGUAUCGCGUGUGGAGAACAGAACAGCUACUUGCAUGAACCACCAUCCUGCACACUGCAGCUGACCAAACCUGUCAGCACGAAACGACUCCUCGAGCGCGUGGCCCUCGCCCGGACGACUGAUUCGAACGCUUUCCAGCCAUGCGCAGGCCGCGAGCGGCACGCAAAAGGACGAUGCGAAUACCGCCAAACAUGAUUCCCCGCCGGCGAUUGAUCCUCUAUCACAGGUCGGUGCCACUACCGUUACAAGACCAUGCAUGAACUGCAACCCCGAUGCUGACUGCAUUAUCCCGAAAAGCAUAUUCUCACGCGCACCAAUGCGCCUCUCAACCUGCCCAGCCGACCGCGAACGUCUGAUAGCGGGAAUGCGAUCAGGGAUGAUAAGCAAGAUAGGUCGCGCGAGCACAGUCCUGCGCCUGCCGUCCAGGAGCCCCUCACGCGAACGGACACCAUCGAGAGCACGAACAAUGCGACGGCCGUGCAUCGGGAUCUCAAGAAGGGCGUCAAGGCCGUGUCGUUCCUGAGCCGGCUCAUGGGCAGCGCGAAGAGGAAGGAUGCGGAAGAGGAGCCGGUGGACGAUGAGUCUGCGACGAGCGAGGGUCGGCCGGAAGGGAACGAUGCGGAGGUGUUCGCGCAGAGGAUGGAUAAUAUGGGCUAUAGUCCGCGACACCCGCAGCCUCCUGCGUAUAUCAAGGUUCGCGCAAAGUUCAAGAAGGAAAAGGACUUUGAUCGCUUGUUUCUGGCGCAAGAGCUACAGGGCAGUAGACCACUGGCCCCACUGGAGAGGACGACAAGCGCGAAUAAGUUGAGGAGGAAGAGCUCGGCGACUCCCUCGGGCGACCAGACCGUGUGGGCGAUGGAGUUUAGCAGAGACGGCAAGUAUCUUGCGGCAGCUGGCGCUGAUAUGAUUGUCCGAGUGUGGGCCGUGUUGUCGAGCGCAGAAGACAGGCAGAAGCACGAGAGUCAGGAGACCAAUGACUACGACGGUCUGGAUGCGCGCGCGGAGCAUUUGAGUGCCCCCGUCUUCCAGAGUAAGCCUGUGAGGGAGUACAGCGGGCACACUUCGACUGUUCUGGACCUGAGUUGGAGCAAGAAUAACUUCCUCUUAUCCUCUUCCAUGGACAAGACGGUGAGGCUCUGGCACGUUACCAGGGCCGACUGCCUGUGCACCUUCAAGCAUACCGACUUUGUGCCAUCGAUAUCCUUCCAUCCCAAAGACGAUCGCUUCUUCCUCGCAGGAUCGCUCGACGCGAAGCUCCGACUCUGGAGUAUUCCCGACAAGAGUGUGGCAUAUGCCGCACAGCUCCCGGAGAUGAUCACCGCCGUCGCGUUCACGCCCGAUGGCAAGUUCGCCAUGGCAGGCUGUCUCAACGGGCUUUGUAUGUUUUACGAAACCGAAGGCUUGAAGUAUCAGACUCAGAUCCACGUACGUUCCACGCGAGGGCAGAAUGCCAAGGGCAGCAAGAUCACCGGCAUCCAGGCACAGUAUGGAGCCAGUGGAGACGUCAAAGUCCUCAUCACCAGCAACGACUCACGCAUUCGACUUUACAACUUCCGUGACAAGAGCUUGGAGCUCAAGUUCAGGGGCAAUGAGAACAAUUGCAGUCAGAUCCGAGCGAAACUGAGCGACGAUGGGAGAUAUGUGGUGUGCGGUAGUGAGGAUCGCAAGGCGUAUCUCUGGUCGCUGCAUCAGACUCAUGGGGAGAAGCGAGAUCGAACUCCGGUAGAGAUGUUUGAGGCGCACAACACCAUAACGACAGCAGUUUGCAUUGCGCCGACGAAGACGAGGCAGCAUCUCAGCAGGUCCGAGGAUCCCGUGUACGAUCUGUGCAACCCUCCGCCCGUGACAUUGCUCAGUCGAGCGGAGCGCGCGGAAUCGCGGGCUUCUUCCCGACCGCCCACCGAGAAUGGGAGUAUCAGAACUACUCCCCUCGAUGCCGAGGGCACGUUUCAGAGACCCAGGGAGCCCGCUAGCUAUCUUUCAAGGUCUUCCCACAAGGCAGGGAACAUCAUCGUCACGGCAGACUAUAGCGGCAAGAUCAAGGUCUUUCGACAAGAUUGCGCAUGGACGAAGCGGCAGAGGGACGAGUCGGACCGGUCAUCUCUGUUCGGCAAACGGAGUAGGGGAGUCAGCAGGACGGGAUCGCUGGCUACCAAAGCGAGUCAGCGAAGUCUUAGGGAUGCUUCCAGGACUUCGGCCUCGACACAGGCGCCUUCUGACCGGAUUCUGUCCUGGAGACAAGGUAUUAAUAGUACCGGCAGUAUCAACGAGAGAGGGAGUGUGUCGUCCAAGGACACCAGUCGCAGUAUCUCGCCCAGGAAGUCGCUGGAGCAGCGUGGCAGGAGGGACAAACCUGGCAGUGUCCGAUCCGCGCAUCCCCUGGCGGCGGAUUCCAUGGUCCGGUCGCCCUCUCCGACGAAGCGAGACACGAGCAAUAAUCAAGAAGCAACUUCGCGCUCUGAUGUCGACGACGAAGCGCAAUCCCACAGAACCAGGCCCGAGGUCGUGAACCCCCUCUCGCAGGAAGGCGAUCGAUCGUAUGUCUUCUGGGACAAGAAGUGGUGGCAAGAACAGGCGGAUCAACGGCGGAAGAUGCGGGAAUCGCACGAUCACCUCGCGCUUCCUGCUCCUCCUGGCGACACGAGUCCGGGGCAUUCUUCGACGGAUGAGGAUCACGAGCACGAUCAUCUUGCUGUCCGGCCGCCGUUGAGGCAGAUCCCGACUGAUGUGAGUGAGUUGAGUGAUGAGCGGAGUAGCGUUGAUGGGACGGACGAGGAGCGAUUUUCGGAUGCGAGGGAGGAUGGUGGUGGUGGUGGUUAAGGGGAGGAGAGGAGAUGAUGAAGUCGUGUGGAGGGAGGGUUGGGGGGCAGGAAGCGAGCGGUUUUUGUCUCGUUUCCGUUUAUGAGUGUAUAGUGAUGGUGAUGACUGUUUUGCAUAGGGGAUUUGGGACGGAGGUGGAGCUGGCAUUUGGGAAUGGGGAUGAAGUGUACAGAAUUUUCUUUCUUUCGAAGGGCUUUCAUUCCAGCUGUGGGAUAUCUAUCUAUCUAUCUAUCUAUCUAUCUAUCUAUCUACAUGUAACCUAUUUCUCCGCCUUGUAUGAAUUAGAAUUUAUCUUAUAUCUAUCUUGGGAUGUGACCCCUGGGCUUAUGACUCGCAACCGCAACCGCGAUCGCUCUCCUCCACACUCCGCCAUAACCUCACUCCAUCCUCACCCCCCGCAUAAAGAUCAGAUCAGAUCAGACCCUACAGGUGCAUCGAUCGGCGCUAUCUCCGCUUUCCCUCCCCCCCCCCCCCUUCAACGACAGAAUCUCACAUCAUCGCUUCGAUUUCUAGGCGAAUGAUGACGAGAUUUUUCGAUUGAGCCAAGAAGGAACCAGUCUUGGAGGAUCCUUGUUUGGCCAUGCCAUGCCAUGCCAUGCCAUGCCAUGCCAUGUAUUAUCGGGUUCUUGUUCUUCUCCGUAGGCAACCGAGUGGCCGGUCCCUGCCUGACAUGAAUCGAUGGGUUGGUUGUUCUUGCUGCCUGCCAUCGCAAACGAUUCCGACUGCUACCAGCAUCACAUCCGAGUGGCGGAUCAGCAGUUUGACGACGCCGGGCGCCGUUCACAUGUCACGCUCCAGAUGCACGGUCCGGGGGGGGGGGGGGGGGGGGGGGGGGGGGGGGGGGGGGGGGGGGGGGGGGGGGGGGGGGGGGGGGGGGGGGGGGGGGGGGGGGGGGGGGGCCCCCCCCCCCCCCCCCCCCCCCCCCCCCCCCCCCCCCCCCCCCCCCCCCCCCCCCCCCCCCCCCCCCCCCCCCCCCCCCCCCCCCCCCCCCCCCCCCCCCCCCCCCCCCCCCCAUCCCACAUAAGUCAAGACUUGCAUGCAUCGAUCGUGGUACAGAGAGACUAAACCGCAUCUCGAGACAACCACAACGCCCCGUCCGACAACCAAACCACAAUCCCAGCCUCGGGCAAAGUCAUCGACGUAGACCUCACCAACAACCACGCCACCCUCCAGCAUCGCUACCUCAACCCGGCCUCCCCCAUCUUCUCCACCGCCCAGGGCAGCUUCCAGCGCCUCCCGACCGGCCACGUCUUCCAAGGCCACGGCUACAUCCCCAUCCUCGAAGAAUUCUCCCCGGAAGGCCACAUCCUCUCCACCAUCCAAUUCGCCACCGCCGUGCCUCACAUCAUCGGAGCUGACGGCGAAGGAGGCGGCUUCGUCUCCCCCGCAAUCCCCCCGACCUUCUCCUACCGCGCUUUCAAGCAGCCCUGGAUCGGCUGCCCCACGACGCGGCCUUCCGUCUCUGCGGAACGCAUCGGACCCCCGGACGCGCCGCGUGGCACGGCGGUGUAUAUCAGCUGGAAUGGCGCGACGGAAGUGGAAGCGUGGGAGCUCUAUGGGGGCAUUGAGACGGUGUCGUACAUUGACACUGUGAAGCGGACGGGGUUCGAGACGGUGGCGAGGAUUUCCAGCGUGGAAUUUGUGCGCGUGAAGCCGGUGCUGAGGCGUGGUGCUCCGGCGGAUUGUGGGCAGGGUGUCGUGUCGGAGUUGGCGUUUGUGGAUUGA